CGUGUCUUAAGGUCUCGGCGACGAGUGUGUGUAUCUUUAUCAGUGUAGCUGUAGUAGGCUACUUACUGGCCGAGUGCCCUUCCCACGAGAAUGCGGUUAUUGUCGUGUACAAUAUUUUCCCAAAGGUUGCUUUAUAGCAACAUAUACGCUCAUGUGAUCGCGCUGUGAUCGACUUUAUUCCACCGUUGUGCAUUGUGUGUCGUGCCGCGAGCGGAGGAGAGGGUGCGCGCUCCGAUCACGCGAGUGGUUAUGCCGUCUGCGAUGGAGGGCUCUUCGGGAGAAGGUGACCUGCUUACCGUGAAACACGAGCUCAGAAACGCCAAUUUGACGGGCCACGUCGAGCGUGUUGGCAUUGAAAACUUUGAGCUGUUGAAAGUGCUGGGAACUGGAGCCUAUGGCAAGGUGUUCUUGGUACGCAAGGUGAGCGGCCAUGAUUCGGGUCAACUGUAUGCCAUGAAGGUUUUGAAAAAAGCCACUAUUGUGCAGAAGGCCAAGACAACAGAGCACACGCGCACAGAGAGACAGGUCCUCGAGCAUAUCAGACAGUCUCCUUUCCUUGUUACACUUCACUAUGCCUUCCAGACGGACACCAAACUGCAUCUCAUUUUAGACUAUGUGAAUGGAGGUGAGCUUUUCACCCACCUGGUCCAGAGGGAUCAUUUUAAAGAACAAGAGGUUACACUGUACAGCGGCGAGAUUGUACUAGCAUUGGAGCACUUGCAUAAGCUGGGAAUCGUCUACAGAGAUCUGAAACUUGAGAACAUACUUCUGGAUUCAAAUGGUCAUAUUGUGCUGACAGAUUUUGGCCUUAGUAAGGAAUUUCAUGAGAAGGAGGUAGACAGGGCUUAUUCUGUCUGUGGUACCAUAGAGUACAUGGCUCCCGAGAUCGUAGCUGGUGGAGAGUCAGGACAUGACAAGGCAGUGGACUGGUGGAGCAUGGGAGUUCUGAUGUAUGAACUGUUGACCGGAGGCUCUCCUUUUACUGUGGAUGGCGAUGAGAACACUCAUUCUGACAUUGCAGAGAGAAUUAUGAAAAGGGAUCCCCCAUUUUCUAAGGACAUUGGCUUCCUGGCCAAAGACAUCAUCCAGCGACUGCUAAUUAAAGACCCAAAGAAGAGGUUGGGCUCCGGGCCCUCGGGCGCCCAAAAUGUAAAAAGCCAUCCAUUCUACCAGAAACUGAACUGGGAGGAUUUAGCUGCUAAGAAAGUCCCGGCUCCUUUUAAGCCGGUCAUUCGCGACGAGCUGGACGUGAGCAACUUCGCAGAGGAGUUUACGGAGAUGGACCCAACCUACUCCCCAGCUGCACUUCCAAACAACUGUGACCGCAUUUUCCAGGGCUAUUCCUUUAUGUCCCCUUCCAUUCUGUUUAAGAGGAAUGCGGUGAUGGACGACCCAGCACAGCUGUGUGGAGGGUCCGAGAGGCCGGGUUAUGCUUCUGUAGCCCGUAGCGCUAUGAUGAAGAAUUGGACACACACUUUUUUGUUAACCACUGAUGUUCUGGUGAACCCACAGGACUCUCCGUUCUACAUGAGCUAUGAGAUGGACUUAAGAGAGAAUGCACUGGGCGAGGGAAGCUUCUCCAUCUGCAGAAAAUGUACCCAUAAGAACACAAAGCAAAACUACGCUGUGAAGAUCGUCAGUAAAAGGAUGGAGGCACUUACGCAAAAAGAGAUUGCUGCUCUCAAACUAUGCGAUGGACACCCUAACAUAGUGAAUCUACACGAGAUCUACCACGACCAGCUGCACACAUAUCUGGUGCUGGAACUCCUGCAAGGUGGAGAGCUGCUUGAGAGGAUCAGGAGAAAGCAGCACUUCAGCGAGACGGAGGCCAGUCGGAUCAUGCGCAAACUGGUGUCUGCUGUUAGCCACAUGCAUGAUGUGGGAGUGGUGCACAGGGACCUCAAACCAGAGAAUUUGCUCUUCACUGACGACACUGAGAAUUCAGAGAUCAAAAUCAUCGACUUCGGAUUUGCACGGCUCAAACCCCCCGACAACCAGCUGCUGAAGACUCCUUGCUUCACACUCCAGUAUGCCGCUCCUGAGAUCCUCAAAUACGAUGGCUACGAUGAGUCAUGUGACCUCUGGAGUUUAGGGGUCAUUUUGUACACCAUGCUGUCUGGCCAGGUCCCGUUUCAGUGUCAGGAGAAGAGUGUAACACACACCAGUGCAGAGGAGAUCAUGAUGAAGAUCAAAAAGGGAGACUUCUCUUUUGAAGGUGAAGCUUGGCGCAAUGUCUCCAGUCAGGCCAAGGAUCUGAUACAAGAGCUACUGACUGUGGACCCUGACAAACGAAUAAAAAUGUCUGGCCUGCGAUACAAUGCGUGGCUGCAGGAUGACAGUCAGCUCUCCUCCAACCCUCUUAUGACCCCUGACAUCCUGGGUUCCUCCACCGCUUCUGUGCACACCUGUGUCAAAGCCACCUUUAAUGCCUUUAAUAAGUGUAAGCGGGAGGGCUUUCGACUCCAGACGGUGGAUAAGGCUCCUCUGGCCAAACGUAGGAAGAUGAAAAAGACCAGCACCAGCACAGAUACCCGCAGCAGCUCCAGCGAAAGCACACACUCCUCUUCCUCGCAGUCUCAGGAUAAAACACCGCCGGGUGGAGGGACGGCCAUCAUGCCUCAAGCCUCUGUAAGCACACCUCUCACUCUGGGCCCUGAUGAUGACGCCGCAGAGAGUCGACCCAAACCUCCCUUUACCUUCAAGGAGUAAACCUGUCUGAGAGACCUACCUCUCCCACAAUCCCUUUCUGUGUCAUUCGCGCUCUGGCCUCGUAAUUCCCAUUCGGGGAAGUGGCACCAAUUCAGUUGCUAGCAAUAGAUGCACGUUGGUGAACGAGGUGGACUUUGCCUGAAGGCCGACUUUUGUGACCUUCGAGUAACAAGGAGGUUCACUUUGCAAUGUGCUGCCGAAAAACCAGACACAAAUGCAACAAUGAAAAAAUAAAAGACUAUAAAUAUAUAAAUUUAUUUAAAAGGAGAAUUAUCGUUUAUAUGGACUUACGCGAUGGCUCCACUUGAGGCGGGAGCUUUGUUGUCUUGUUGCGUAUCUAUGACUUCUUCCAAAAGAUUUUAUUGAAGUAGCAACAGUUAAAUAUAACCGUAUUUCAUUGUUGUUUCACACUUUGGCGAGAGGAAAAGAUAAUAGUUUGCGAUAUAUUGAGAUCCUUUCCUCAGGUUUAAUUUUUGUUUUUAGCUUAACUCCCUUUUAAAGAGUUGAGGACAAAGCCACUGGUUAACUGAGGGAACUGAGUUUACGUUUGUUUAAGCGUUGUUCAUUCCAGUAGUCUACGUGUUGCCUUGGGCUUUACUCUCAGUAAGGUUUAGCAUCUCUAAAUUUAGGCUGAGGUUAAAAGCCACAGAUGUUAAACUAAAUCUACUUUUGUAAGACCUUUUAAAAGUCUGGAAGCCACAUUUUAGCUUAAUAUUAACGUGAACUGCCUGCUAAAAGAUAUCUGUGGCUUCCUGUGUGUUGGAUCAUGUUGUUUUUUUUUGGGCGAUGGCUGACGCUUUAAGGCAGCAGCGGCUGUGGUAGAGCCUGUGGUUUUAAAAACGAUGCGCUUGCAUGUUUUGCUCUUCGCCUUCUCCGUUUCACAGGCGUCGGAGGUUUUGUUAUGCGGUUAUCAGCGUUUGUGCUUUUACUCGAUAUCACUAGCGAUCCGUUUCGCAGUUGAAAGGGAAUCGCUUUAUCUUUGGCCCAAAGGACAGUCUGCAUUAUUCAUAGCGUAACGCUGUAACAGUUCACUUGAUCGCAUUUGUGUCUCUCGAGCACUACAAAAACAUUUUAAGGGACUUAACAUUGCUAUGCAAAAUUUCUCAUUUUCUUUCUUCACUUUUUCUUUCUGUUCAUAUCCUUACCGAACUUUAUGCAUUACCGUGUAUACUGAAGAUAAACGGUGCAAAUCAGGGCAUCAGUGAGUACACACAUAACUGCCAACCGCCCAGUCUCCAAAAAAGCUCACUUCCUGUGCACUAACCAAAAGGAGACAUCGCAUCCACAGGCUUUUAAAUGGCGAGGGCUCGGGAAGGACCUGCUCAAAUACGAAUAAACAGGUGCUCCUGCCAACUCGAACCCGGGCAGAGGACAAGAGCAAUAAGAGUAGCGGGUGCUCGGUGGCCUCCAUAUGGCCUCUUCUCCAUCACUGUUCUCCUCUUAGAUAGAUCCGGGGACGCUUGAAAGUCCUACAUUGAACUCUCCUCUGGGAGGAAGGCAUUAUUAGAUGAUUUACCGUGGUGUGUUUUUUGUCCUUGAGGAGUUCGUCCCAUUGUUUCCCCAGGCCCAAUCUUAAGAACCGGAGCUGGUUUUACAGUCAGAGCUACCGAGGCAAAGAUGUCUCUUUAUUUCUCUUGUUUUAGCUAUUAUGAGAUUAAAGGCCAGCCAUGGGGGUUUUAUUAAUUCCAUUUACUGUUUAUAGAAGUGGAGCGAGCAUGUCGUAAGCAUCCGGGUCUUAAACUGAACGCGCUCCUUUGAUCUGAGCACUUCAUGUUGCCCUAUUUUAAUGCUCUUGGGUGCUUUUAAAUAGUGUUGUCUGGUUUUGAACAGUAACGGGGACUGUGUGCAUGUAUAUAUGAUAGCAGUGGGUGUGGGUAGCUCAUCUGCUUGUGGGGAUGGGGUGAUUAGACUUUUAAGCUCCACCUUGUUUUUAAAAGGGUUGUGGGUUUGAUAAAAAGACGGUUGAGGUAACAUAAAGAUGUAAAUUGCGGAUGUUAUCAAUUUUUUUUUUUUUACUGCGGUGAUGUCUACUCUUUAAAUUUCAGACCACAGUCUGAUCUAAAGCUUUAUAUUUGAAGAAAAAAAAUGUUUUUGUGAGAGCAAAGUAGUUGAGCUUUUGCGCUGUAGAAAGAGUUUAAGGAAAAAUAAGAUUACAAUAUUUUUGCCUUUUGACAUUAUGGUCAUGAUAGUUAAGCACAAAAUUUAACCAGAUCCUUUUAACCUUCAGUGUUGCUUUAGCUUUUGAAAUAUGGAUCUUUGAACAAUUUCAUAUUAAUAAUAGAUUAUGUAUCAUGAACACACACUGGUUUUAUCCACUUUUUUCCAAAGGCGUAUUCUGAAUAUCCCAGAAGCCCCAAAUCGACUGGAGUGUCAUUGUGAAACAACAAGAAAGGACGUUUUGUAUCCUCCUUUCAAUUUUUUAACCAAAGUCAUUAUUUGUAGCAGUUACUUCAUGCAAAAUGUAAGCCUUUUGCAACUUUGUCAUAAAGACUUUGGUCUUGUGA
Misgurnus anguillicaudatus (oriental weatherfish) is the source of this 5213-nucleotide messenger RNA. NCBI's taxonomy places the organism in Eukaryota, Metazoa, Chordata, Actinopteri, Cypriniformes, Cobitidae. The record is from RefSeq and is a predicted model, not a curated record.